Molecule: messenger RNA, 2733 nt
Organism: Miscanthus lutarioriparius
Lineage: Eukaryota; Viridiplantae; Streptophyta; Magnoliopsida; Poales; Poaceae
Source: the annotation of a GenBank genome assembly
AUGCCAGAAAUCAUGGUUCUAAAGUCGUACACAAAUCUGCUAGAUAUGUGUUGUGAAGAUGUGUUCCAACAACCUUUAAGAUCUCUUCCUCGUGUGGUGACCUCUCCUGGCAUCAUAUCUGACCCUGAUUGGGAAAGUAGUAAUGAUGGCAACUCGGUUGGUUCUACGCCUAUUUUUUCUAAGAGAAAAAUUAUUGUUGCAAAUUUCCUUCCUAUGAUCUGUGCAAAAAACGAAGCUACCGGAGAAUGGUCCUUUGCCAUGGAUGAUAAUCAACUUCUUGUUCAACUUAAAGAUGGUUUUCCAAUUGAUAAUGAAGUUAUUUAUGUGGGUAGCUUGAAUGUUCAAGUUGAUCCUAGUGAGCAAGAUCGAGUUUCUCAGAAGCUCUUCAAGGAACACAGAUGCAUACCUACCUUUCUCCCAGCUGACCUCCAGCAGCAAUUCUAUCACAUAUUCUGCAAACAGCACCUAUGGCCACUUUUCCAUUAUAUGCUUCCUGUUUGUCAUGACAAAGGUGAGCUCUUUGAUCGCUCCCUUUUUCAAGCCUAUGUGCGGGCCAACAAAAUUUUUGCUGACAAAGUUGUGGAGGCAGUCAAUUCGGAUGAUGAUUGUGUGUGGGUACAUGAUUAUCACCUCAUGCUUAUCCCAACCUUUUUAAGAAAGAAACUGCACCGGAUCAAAGUUGGUUUCUUCCUCCACAGCCCAUUUCCCUCGUCUGAGAUCUAUAGGACACUGCCAGUGCGGGAUGAAAUUCUAAAAUCACUUCUUAAUGCUGACCUCAUUGGCUUUCAAACUUUCAACUAUGCCCGCCACUUCCUUUCAUGUUGCAGCAGGCUGUUAGGCCUUAAUUAUGAGUCAAAACGUGGCCACAUAGGUAUAGAGUACUUCGGCCGAACAGUGAGCCUCAAGAUUCUUGCUGCAGGUGUACAUGUUGGCCGGCUUGAGUCCACAUUGAAGUUGCCUGCUACAAUUAACAAAGUUCAAGAAAUUGAGAGUAGAUAUAGUGGCAAGAUGGUAAUCUUAGGUGUAGAUGACAUGGACAUCUUUAAAGGUAUCAGUCUAAAAUUGCUUGGCUUGGAGCUUCUUCUGGAAAGAACACCUAAGCUUCGAGGGAAGGUUGUCCUUGUACAGAUUGUUAAUCCUGCAAGAAGCAUCAGAAAAGACGUCGAGGAAGCGAAAUACGAAGCUGUAUCCGUAGCCCAAAGGAUAAAUGAUAAAUAUGGUUCUGCUAAUUACAAGCCUGUUGUCCUCAUUGACUAUUCAAUACCUUUCUAUGAAAAGAUUGCAUUUUAUGCUGCAUCUGACUGUUGUAUCGUAAAUGCUGUGAGGGAUGGCAUGAAUUUGAUACCGUAUGAGUACACUGUAUGCAGGCAGGGAAAUGAGGAGAUUGAUAAGCUCAGAGGUGUUAAUAAGAGCUCAUCUCACACAAGCACACUUAUUGUGUCUGAAUUUGUGGGUUGCUCUCCAUCUCUUAGUGGAGCUUUCAGGGUAAAUCCUUGGAGUAUGGAAGAUGUGGCUGAUGCAUUAUACAGUGCAACAGAUCUGACACAGUAUGAGAAGAAUCUGCGCCAUGAAAAGCACUAUCGCUAUGUCAGGUCUCACGAUGUUGCUUACUGGGCACGCAGCUUUGACCAGGAUCUGGAGAGAGCAUGCAGAGAGCAAUAUAGCCAAAGAUGUUGGACAACUGGGUUUGGUUUAAAUUUUAGAGUUAUUGCUCUUUCACCUGGGUUUAGAAGACUGUCUCUAGAACACCUAACCUCGUCUUAUAAGAAGGCUAACAGGAGGAUGAUAUUUCUGGACUAUGAUGGGACCCUUGUGCCGCAGACAUCGCACAACAAAUCUCCAAGUGCCGAACUUAUUUCUAUCCUUAACAGCCUGUGCAAUGAUAUGAAGAACACUGUAUUUAUAGUCAGCGGACGAGGAAGAGAUUCCCUAAGUGAGUGGUUUGUUUCAUGCGAGAACCUUGGUAUUGCUGCUGAACAUGGUUACUUUAUCAGAUGGAACAAAGCAGCUGAAUGGGAGACAAGUUUGUCAGGUCUUCAUUCUGAAUGGAAACUCAUUGCGGAGCCUAUCAUGCAUUUAUAUAUGGAAACAACUGAUGGGUCUUUCAUAGAGCAAAAAGAGAGCGCUCUGGUAUGGCACUAUCAGAAUACAGAUCAUGACUUUGGCUCGUGCCAGGCAAAGGAGCUAGUGGGUCAUCUGGAGCGAGUCCUAUCAAAUGAACCUGUUGUCGUGAGGCGUGGCCAUCAGAUUGUAGAAGUUAAACCUCAGGGAGUUAACAAGGGGAUUUCUGUGGACAAGAUCAUUCGGACCUUGGUCAGUAAAGGGGAUGUACCGGAUCUUUUGAUGUGCAUCGGAAACGAUCGAUCGGAUGAGGACAUGUUUGAGAGCAUCAAUAAAGCUACCUCUCUUUCUGAGCCUGCCAUUCCAGAAGUAUUUGCCUGUUCCGUUGGCCCGAAGGCCAGCAAAGCAAACUACUAUGUCGAUGGCUGCAGCGAAGUAAUCAGAUUAUUGAAGGGUGUCACAGACAUUUCACCCCAAAAGGAUACUGUCAGCCAUAGCCAUGCGGUCUUCAAGGAUACACUCGAGGCGGUUGAUCUGAUGGUGAAAGGAUUUCCUGCUAGUGCCCCAACUUACAGCAGCUGGGAGAGCCCUGGACCUGUGUACAGCUCGUGGGUUGCACCUACCUUCAGAAUGAUUUGCAAUUCAUCCCAUCUGACGCCUGUGCUGCACUGA